GAACUUUCGAAUAUCGAAAAUAGAAAAGAAAUUUCUUAAUUUUCUGUAAAACAAGUUCUCAUAGUUAUUUCUAGUUAUUUUCUAAAUAAAAUUAACAAUGCCGGAAGAAUAUAAAUCUUCAUGGGCUGAUGAGGUCGAAUUGGAUUCAGGCACUUUGCCUCCUCCAACCGAAAUGGUUGAUUCACAGGGUCAGAAAGUCAUCACUGAAUACAAAUUCAACAAGGAUGACAAGAAAACUAAAGUGGUGAGGACGUAUAAAGUCACUAAACAUGUAGUUCCAAAAAGCAUUGCUCGUCGUAAAAAGCUUCCUAAGUUCGGUGACUCAGCAAAGGAUGUUGAUGGUCCUAAUGCACACACAACAUUCGUGUCGGAAGACAUCAACAUGCAAUUAAUUACGAACAAAGAAGAAGAAAAAACGAAUGAUUCCGUUUUGGAUCCCAAGAAUCAAUUCGCCAAAUGUCGUUUCUGUAAUGGAGGACAUUUCACUACAAACUGUCCGUAUAAGCAUACAGCGUCAUAUAUUGAGAAAAUCCUUGACACGAAGCCAACAACUUCAGCAACAGCAACUGAAUCGUCUUCCUCUAAACCUGGAAAAUAUGUUCCACCAUUCAUCAAGGAUCAUCAAAAGAAUGCUGGAGGAAAAGCUCGUGACGAAUCAACUGCAAUCCGUAUUUCCAAUCUUUCCGAAUCCACUUCAGAUGCUGAUCUGGAAGAUCUUACAAGUAAAUUCGGCAAGAAAUCUAAAAUGUAUUUGGCUAAGGACAAGAACACUGGCUUAUGUAAAGGAUUCGCAUACGUUCAUUUCUACAGUAAAGAAGAUGCUGCUACUGCUAUUGAUACCCUUGAUGGAUUCGAUUAUAAUCAUUUGAUUUUGAAAGCUGAAUGGCUACAAACUCUUAAUAUAAAAAAGCCAUUAAUAUGUAUUUAUGAGCUUAUGUAUUUAACAAUGUCCAAGAAUCAAUUCCCCAAAUGUCGUUUCUGUAAUGGAGGACAUUUCACUACAAACUGUCCGUUAUAUAAGCAUACAACGUCACAUAUUGAGAAAAUCCUUGACACGAAGCCAACAACUUCAGCAACAGCAACUGAAUCGUCUUCCUCUAAACCUGGAAAAUAUGUUCCACCAUUCAUCAAGAAUCAUCAAAAGAAUGCUGGAGGAAAAGCUCGUGACGAAUCAACUGCAAUCCGUAUUUCCAAUCUUUCCGAAUCCACUUCAGAUGCUGAUCUGGAAGAUCUUACAAGUAAAUUCGGCAAGAAAUCUAAAAUGUAUUUGGCUAAGGACAAGAACACUGGCUUAUGUAAAGGAUUCGCAUACGUUCAUUUCUACAGUAAAGAAGAUGCUGCUACUGCUAUUGAUACCCUUGAUGGAUUCGAUUAUAAUCAUUUGAUUUUGAAAGCUGAAUGGUCAAAACCUGCUCCUUAA
Molecule: messenger RNA, 1420 nt
Organism: Clunio marinus
Lineage: Eukaryota; Metazoa; Arthropoda; Insecta; Diptera; Chironomidae
Source: the annotation of a GenBank genome assembly